AUGCCAAGUUGUUGGAAAUGUCGACAAAAACCGGGCCUCUUGUCGUCCGGUUUCAAACCGAUAUGGGUUACCCUGUCUAUGAUGUGGUUACUUGCUACCCAUUCGGUUAAUUCUAAGACGGCUGUUUCGAAGAAUCAAGUGGUUCAGAAAGAGGCCCAGUUCGAUGUGACCUACAACGACACGGUUACCAGCGAAAACCAAACCAUCUAUGCAUUUAACCAUACAGUUUCAAGAAACAAGACGGAAGGGAUCAGGGUGUCGGUGGAGCUUCUCUCUGAGGAUCCUAAGAGUCCAAUCCUCUUCGUCGUCAGGCAGAAACAGGCUGAUCUUUCCUUCCAGGUUCCUCUCAUUCUCCGUGGCCCGUCUUGGAGAAAGUAUCAGUAUACAGAAGUGGCUCGUACUCUGUGUCAGCUCCCGACUCAAGUGCCAUCAGAAAUUCAGUUUUUCUACGUGGACACGUCCACUCUGUCCAACGCUGGCAUUAGCUACCAGCUCAGAGUCAGUCGGGUGGACAGCUUCACCCUGCAGACGAACAAGAAAUUCAGCUUCAAUGCCACUCCAUCCCAACCUCAGUUUUUUAAAUAUGUGUUUCCUGAAGGAGUGGACACGGUCAUUGUCAAGGUCAACUCUUCAGUCAACUUCCCCUGCUCCGUUAUGUCCAUCCAAGACAUCCAGUGUCCAGUGUAUGAUCUUGAAAAUAAUGUAGCUUUCAUUGGGAUGUACCAGACCAUGACUACAACAGCAGCCAUCACGGUGCAGAAAAAAGACUUCCCUAGCAACAGUUUCUAUGUGGUUGUGGUGGUGAAGACUGAAGAUGAGGCGUGUGGAGGACCUCUGAAGUUAUCUCCUCUGGUACCAGAUCGGCUGUAUGACCCUGGGAAUCGUAGUAAACCUCUGGAGGUGGUUGUCUCUCCUGCCAUUGACUCAUAUGCCAUGGGGAUGUGGACUUGUCUUGGUAUAUUCUUGUUUGUGCCCUCCUGCUGUGGCUGUGCCUGUGUCAUCUACACGUGUGUGAAGAAGAAGGAGGGGCCUCUGAACCCGGGAGAGACGUCGCCCACAGAGACAGAGCGUUCCCCGGAGUCAGUGGGGAGGUCCAGACAGGAGGCAUGUAGUUUAGUUGAGGAGUAUGACUUUGAUACACUGCCAGACAUUGAGUCAGAUCAGAACAUUGUGCGCACGAAGAGGUACCUGUGUGUAUCAGAUUUGGCCAAGGCAGACAAUACGGUGCUAAGUAAACAAUAUCAGAUCUAUUUCUGGAAUAUUGCGACCAUUGCUGUUUUCUACGCCCUGCCUGUCAUACAGCUCGUCAUCACUUAUCAGACGGUGUUUAACAAGACAGGAAAUCAGGACAUCUGCUACUAUAACUUCCUGUGUGCCCAUCCUCUGGGACCUGUGAGUUCCUUUAAUAACAUUCUAAGUAACCUUGGUUACGUGAUGCUGGGUCUGCUCUUCCUUGUCAUCGUGUUGAUGAGGGACAUCAUGCACUUGAGAAAUGAUUCCAACGCUCUGGAGUGUGGUAUCCCUAAAUACUCUGGCCUGUUUUAUGCCAUGGGAACAGCUCUGAUGAUGGAGGGCGUGUUGAGUGCCUGUUACCAUGUCUGUCCCAACCACACUAACUUCCAGUUUGACACGGCAUUCAUGUAUAUGAUAGCUGGUCUGUGUAUGCUGAAGCUGUAUCAGAAGAGACAUCCAGACAUCUGUGCCAGUGCAUACACUGCCUACGCCUGUCUGGCCACUGUCAUCUUCUUCUCUACAGUGGGAAUGGUCUUUGGGAAGGGGAAUACAGUGUUCUGGAUUGUCUUCUCUGUCAUUCAUAUUCUGGCCACUAUGCUGCUCAGCAUUCAGCUUUACUAUAUGGGCUGCUGGAGUCUGGACUCUGGAAGCUUGCGCAGGAUGCUGUAUGUAAUUUACACUGAUUGUAUUCGCCAGUGUAGUGGACCCAUGUACAUAGAUCGGAUGGUUCUGCUGGUGAUUGGCAAUAUUGUCAACUGGUCCCUGGCCGCGUAUGGACUCAUUAAGAAGCCAAACAAUUUUGCCUCCUACCUCCUGGUCAUCGCCAUCUGUAAUCUCCUGCUCUAUUUCGCCUUCUACAUCAUCAUGAAGCUGCGAAGCGGCGAGAGGAUCAAGUGUCUGGCUCUGGUGUGUAUUCUCUUCACUGCUGUCAUCUGGGGCUUUGCUCUCUUCUUCUUCUUCCAGGGUCUCAGCAACUGGAAGAAAACUCCGGCGGAGUCUCGGGAGCACAAUCGAGAAUGCAUCCUUCUCUCUUUCUUCGACGACCACGACAUCUGGCAUUUCCUCUCCUCCAUCGCCAUGUUCGGCUCUUUCUUAGUCUUACUCACCAUGGAUGACGAUCUAGACUCUGUUCAGAGAAAUAAAAUCAUUGUGUUUUAA
Molecule: messenger RNA, 2391 nt
Organism: Chanos chanos (milkfish)
Lineage: Eukaryota; Metazoa; Chordata; Actinopteri; Gonorynchiformes; Chanidae
Product: SID1 transmembrane family member 2-like
Exons: 23
Coding region: 1-2391 (796 amino acids)
Biological process (GO): RNA transport
Cellular component (GO): plasma membrane; lysosome
Molecular function (GO): RNA transmembrane transporter activity; double-stranded RNA binding
Source: RefSeq, a predicted model, not a curated record